This is a messenger RNA of Physcomitrium patens, 1563 nucleotides long. RefSeq lists its product as uncharacterized. The record is from RefSeq and is a predicted model, not a curated record. NCBI's taxonomy places the organism in Eukaryota, Viridiplantae, Streptophyta, Bryopsida, Funariales, Funariaceae.
UGUUCCGGAAGAGCUUGCGUCGUUGCUCACAAGGGCGUGGCGAUGGCGGAACACAGCCCCAAUCCCAAGGCCAAUCCCAAGCAUCGUAAGGGCAAAAAGACCAAGCGCCAAUCUGAAGAGGUCCAGCUUCUCGAGCAUGACGACGACGCGAACCAUGGCACCGCCGCGAAGUCGGAGAGGUUGGAAGUGGAGCAGACUGAAAGAAAGCCUCACCACAAGAAGAAGCAGUCGAAGAGAAGGAUCGAGGAGAGCGAGCCCGAUGCCUCCGAUGCGACCGUCCACGUGCGGUUGAACGGGGAGGAGAGUGAGAGGAGCGGCAAGAAGGCGAAGAAGAAGAAGCAGAAGAAGCAGAAGGCGGUGUCAGAAGAGGGGAAGGGAGUAGAGGUGGUGAAUGGGUCGGAUGGGAAUGAAGAGAAGACGGAGCAGUCGAGAGUGGUGGAGGGCGAGGAUGCGGCUGGAAAUGGCGGAGAGAGGGAGGGUGUGGAUGCUGUUGCCGAUGUAGCGUUGCCUUCUGGGAGGUUUACGAUUAGUAUGGCGGUUGCGGGAUCUAUUGUCGAUAAUGCGCAGUCGCUUGUGCUUGCCAGCCGGCUUGCCGGGCAAAUUGCAAGAGCUGCAGCUAUUUUCAGGAUUGAUGAGAUAGUCGUAUUCGACGAUGGUGAUGAAGGCAGUCGGGUUCCUAAGUGGAGCGAGGGUGCUACCGAAACCAGUGGGAGCUUUUUAUGCCGCUUGUUGAAGUACAUGGAAACUCCGCAAUAUCUUAGACUAACGCUAUGCCCCAAGCACCGUAGCCUCCAGUGUGCGGGAAGUCUGCCUCCUUUAGACGUGCCUCACCAAGCCCGCAAACAUGAGUGGAUACCUUAUCGAGAAGGUGCUGUAACAACCAAGCCACCUUCACCUGGUGGUGGUAGCUGUGUGAACGUUGGUUUGUUCGAGGAUGUUGUUAUCCGACAAAAUUUACAACCAGGCACCCGAGUUACUGUGAAAAUGGGAGAGUCACGUCCUAAUCCAGGUGAACAGAGGAUUCUUGAGGUUGUGCCAAAAUCAGAGCCAAGGGACAAAGGUCAUUACUGGGGCUACGCUGUGCGGCACGCUUCAAGCUUAAGCACUGCCAUAUCUGAAUCCCCUUUCCCAAAUGGGUAUGACUACGUAAUCGGCACAUCAGAGCACGGAGUGAAGGUCAGUUCCUCAGAGCUGGUAUUGCCCAAGUUCAAGCACCUUUUGGUCGUGUUUGGAGGAGUUGCGGGUUUGGAAGAAAGCAAGGAAUUAGAUAAGACCAUCGAGGUUUCAGACGUGCGGGAUCUGUUCAAUAUCUACCUCAAUGUAUGCCCAGGACAAGGAAGUCGGACAAUUCGCACCGAGGAGGCUAUAUUGAUAUCACUUCAGUAUCUUCAAGACCCGCUAAUGCGAGCUCUCGGAUUGUCAUUUUCAUCUUGGUGUAGUUAACAUUUUAAUGCAGAAAUUCCGUUUCUGCAUGAGCUGUUCGUAUUAAUUGCCAUGGGGACAAGCAUUGUUAAUCUUUUUGGUACUUUCAAGGACACGCAACUGCGUACUUAUCAAAUCCUA